Messenger RNA from Panonychus citri (citrus red mite), 692 nucleotides. It is a transcript of the gene ATPsyndelta, whose product is annotated as ATP synthase subunit delta, mitochondrial-like. NCBI's taxonomy places the organism in Eukaryota, Metazoa, Arthropoda, Arachnida, Trombidiformes, Tetranychidae. The coding region runs from base 123 to 611 and encodes 162 amino acids. Gene Ontology annotation, biological process: proton motive force-driven ATP synthesis. The record is from RefSeq and is a predicted model, not a curated record. The transcript is spliced from 3 exons. Gene Ontology annotation, molecular function: proton-transporting ATP synthase activity, rotational mechanism.
UGGUUUGACCUUGUUCACCAGGCGAAGGAUCAAAAUUGUUAUUACAUUUGAUUAAAUUGUUGGAUUAAUUUUGUUUAUUUUUUGUUCUUCCAAUUGGAUUUAUUAAAUUAUUCAUUUAGAAAAUGGCUCUAUUCAUAAGAUCAUCUUUAUCUCAAUUGAGAAGUUUAACCCGAUUAAGUAAUCAAAUGGUUUUGCCUUCUCGGUCUUAUUCUGCCAUGAGUUUCACCUUCGCAUCUCCUUAUGAGGUCCACUAUAAGGAUGCUGAUGUAAAGCAAAUCGAUGUACCAUCUUUCAGUGGUACCUUUGGUAUUCUCCCUCAACAUGUUCCCACUUUGGCUGUAUUGAAACCCGGUGUUGUUACUGUCUUUGAAAAUGAUGGAAACUCUAAAAAAUAUUUCGUGAGCAGUGGUACUGUUACCAUCAAUGAGGAUUCAUCCGUUCAGAUACUUGCCGAAGAAGCUGUGCCAUUGGAUUUAUUAGAUGCGAAUGCAGCUCGUGACGCUUUGAAAGACGCUCAGCUCGAGGAAUCGAAAGCAACAAGUCCCGAGGAUAAAGCUGCUGCUCAAGUAGCUAUAGAAGUCAGUGAAGCUAUCAUUAAAGCAGUGGAAUAAAUCUCUAAUUAGCUCAGACUAAAUUGUUCAUUAUGUUAGAUAAAAUUGAAGAAUAAUAAUAAAUCCACUACAAUAAUUAAA